Dictyostelium discoideum AX4 is the source of this 1593-nucleotide messenger RNA. RefSeq lists its product as hypothetical. The transcript has a single exon. Bases 1 to 1593 code for a protein of 530 amino acids. The record is from RefSeq and is a predicted model, not a curated record. NCBI's taxonomy places the organism in Eukaryota, Evosea, Eumycetozoa, Dictyosteliales, Dictyosteliaceae.
AUGAGUAACAUCGAUGAAAGUAAAAAAAAAGAUAAAAAUAUUAAUAAUGAAGAAACUUCAUUAAAUCAAAUAACAUCAUCACUUUCAAUGAUUUCUUUAACUCCAUCAAUACCUCCAUCAACACCACCAUCAACACCAAAUAAUAACAAUAAAAAUAAAACAUUUAAUAACAGUGGUAGUGCAAUUAAAAAUAAUUUUAAUAAUAAUGGAUCAAUUAUAGGAGAAAGAGCAGUUCAAUAUUUUGGAUAUUUAGUAUUAUCACAAGGUCAUAUAUGGAGAGCCACGACAUCAAAUGAUAUUGGUAUUGAUGGUCAAAUUGAAUUUGUUAAUAAUUUUUCAAGAAAAGGUAGUAAAGCUAUAAUUUGUGGAGUUCAAUUAAAAGCAACGGUUGUAGAUAAAAAUGCUUCAAUUAAUAUUGAAUCUGUAAAUUAUUGGAUUAAAUAUCCAUUACCAGUUAUAGUAGUUCAAAUUUAUUUUAAACAACCAAUUAAUUCAUUACCAACUUGUUUAUUCUUAACAAAAGAACAAGUUCAAAGUUAUAUAAAUUCAACAACUUUAAAUACACCUAAUAAAAAUUCAUCUUCAUCAUCUUCAACUUUUUCUUAUUUUUCACCUGUUCAAUCACCAUCACCAUCACCAUCAUCAUCAUCGAAUUCCUUAAUGACAAUGGUUAUUGAGUCAAGAGUAUUUGAUAAAAACAAAGCAAAGGAUUUCUCAUGUGAUGCAGUUCAAGAAUAUUGUAUUGAAUAUAUGAGAAAUAAUUAUGUAAAUUUUAUUGAUAAUAGAUUUCAAGAUUAUUUAAAAAUUCAAGAAUAUUCAAAAAUGAAAGCUGAUCAAAUUUGGAAAGAUUUAGUUCAUAAAUUUUUAAAACUAAAACCAACUUAUAAUUUAAAAGAAGUUAUAGUUUUUAAUUUAAAUAAUAUUAAUAACAAUAAUAACAAUAAUAAUGAUGAAAAUAAUAAUAAUAAUAAUAAUAAUAAUAAUAAUAAUAAUAAUAAUAAUAAUAAUAAUAAUAAUAGUUUUAAUGAUGAUGAUUAUGAAAAUGAUGACAAUGAAACUUUUUUAAUAAAUAUUCAAAAUUUAUUCGAAUUCCCAUUUUCAAUAAUUCAAGAUAAUCAUAGAGAUUAUUUAAAAGAACAAUUAAUUGAAUUUGGAUAUGACCAUAAUGUAUCACUAAGAAAUAUUUGUGAUCAAAUUUACCAUUUAUAUAACAAUAAUAAUAAUAAUAAUAAUAAUAAUGAAUUUAUUAAUUUAUCAAAAUGGUUUAGUUAUUUAUAUUGUAUUUUAAAUAUUGAUCCAAUUAAAUCAAUUGAAAAUGAUAUUUUAGAGAUUAAUUUAAAUUCAUCAAUUAAAAAAGAUAUUAUUUACAUAGAGAUUUUAAUUUUAGAAAUUUGUGAUUUCAUAUUACCAAAUUAUUAUAAAGAAAUUAUUACAACUCAAACAACUGCAAAAUUAAUAAUUAUUAAAAAUAUUAUAAAUCUUUCAAAAACUAGUAGUAGAGGUGGUGGUGGUACUGAUGGCGGUAGUGACGGUGGUGUUAAUGAAUUAUUAAAUAAUUCCAUAAAUUUAUUAAAAAAACAAAUAAAUAAAUAA